GUUAAAAGCUCGGACAGCAAAGACGCCACUGAGCAGCAUCUCUCUCUCUCUCUCUCUCUCUCUCUCUCUCUCUCUCUGAGCAUGCAACGACAGUCUAUAGGCUCGCCUGGAACUAAGCUCCACAGCCAUGGAGGAGCGAAGGAGGGGAUGAAGCUCGAAGAAGAACAGCAAAAACGAAGGAGCGGAGGAGGAACAUCUACAGCUGAAGACGAAGAAAACAAUAAGGCCGAGAAAUUGCACAGAUCGACGGUUUCUUGGCCUGAGAAAUUCAUACAUCUGAUACCUAUCCUCACACUCUUCUGUUUAUUUGUUCUUUACCUUUGUUCUUACGAUCCAUCAACAAAAGAUUUAGCUCAUUUCAAAGACAUUCGACAUCCUUUGAAGCUCCCAGUACAGAUUUAUCUUCCGAUGCCAGCGAUCUCGGGCGAUUUCUAGAGUUGGAGAAAGGCGAUGUUUUGGCGAUCCGAAGCCAUCGGAACUUGCAGGAGCUCGGGGAAAAAGCUCGGAAAUCUCGAUUUCACAGAAAAAUUGGUGAUUUCUAAUCCGCAUUAUCUGGUUCUUCUCAAUCCUCGCCUCUUCGGCUUCCCUACUCUCCCUUCCCCUCCGCUCCGCUUUGGUUCCGCACGUGUGAAUUACAUCCACGGAUUCAAGCGUGUGGUACCGCUUUGGAUAUAUUCAUACGUGUAUCUCGAGCUUAUCUUUCACGGUUCGAGUGAUGGGUGCUAACCUGCGCCGCAAGUACUAUAUCCAGCUGGAGCUUUAAAACUUAUGACCGUUACAGUACUAUAUCCAGCUGGACAGCAGUAUCUGUUUGUACUUACAGGCGUACGUCUACGCGUGGCGCUUGUUAGUAGUGGCAGCGCACGCUUUCUUGGUUCUUCUCGCUUUUUAGGCGCUUUUCUACAGUUUCCUGUUUUUUAGAAUAAUCACGUGGUUCGACCGCACAUCGGUUCAAAUGUCUGGACCAACCUGGACCAUUCCCAUUAGGUGGGGCCCAUGCCAUUCAUCAUCUCCACUGGCUGACAAAAUGUAUUUCGUACCUGUAUUAAGUGAACGAUCAUUUCUGCGACGUAGAGGGAUACGAUCUAGGCCGUCCAUGACGUUGGUUUUCUCUGGGUCAGUUGCAUGUUUGGUGGGCCCUGUUACACAUCUGUUGUAUGAUGACGAUUUUUUUUUUCUUUUUAAUGACGAUGGACAUGAUGAUUAAUAAUAAGAUGCUUGGUAGUGGGCCCAGAAAUAAUGAUGGCUUUCACUGUAAAGUUUAAGUUUCA
Molecule: messenger RNA, 1271 nt
Organism: Macadamia integrifolia
Lineage: Eukaryota; Viridiplantae; Streptophyta; Magnoliopsida; Proteales; Proteaceae
Exons: 3
Coding region: 82-435 (117 amino acids)
Source: RefSeq, a predicted model, not a curated record